This is a messenger RNA of Fukomys damarensis (Damara mole-rat), 2148 nucleotides long. RefSeq names its product coiled-coil domain containing 8 (gene Ccdc8). The record is from RefSeq and is a predicted model, not a curated record. The coding region runs from base 624 to 1790 and encodes 388 amino acids. Gene Ontology annotation, biological process: microtubule cytoskeleton organization; regulation of mitotic nuclear division. NCBI's taxonomy places the organism in Eukaryota, Metazoa, Chordata, Mammalia, Rodentia, Bathyergidae. The transcript has a single exon. Gene Ontology annotation, cellular component: 3M complex.
ACUUCCUGCCCCGGCUCCGCAGCGCUCCGGGCGCGUCAAGGUCACCGCGGCGUGGGGCGGGGGGAGGCCUGCCGGGACGGGGGACCCUCCUGGGGGCUGGGCCGAGGCCUGCGGGCGCCCGGGCCUGCUGAACAGCCAGGCUGAGCUGUCUUUGUCCGCGAAGCCCUCGCCUGAGUUCCCAGCCACGUUCCUGGCCCAGGACGGGCAGAAAGAAGCUCCCGCAGCCCGGGCGCCCCACCUUGGAGCGGGGACACCACGUCGCACCUUGGAGCGGGCGCUGACCUCACCCGGCUCACGUAAGCACGUUGGGAAGGGAUCGCCACCCAUCCUGGGGGAAGCGAGACCCGGCCGGGACUGGACUUGUUGCAGGCCGCGAGCUUGGGCGGGACGAGCCCCCCCACCCCAGAUUCACCCUGGAGAUCUUAAAGACUCUGGAGAAAAGCCACGUGGGGGGCUGGUUCCCCUGGGGCUUCCUCCCGUCCCCCGACUGCCUGAUCCUCUGGAGCGUCCCCGAUGUCUGCAAAGACGUCGAUCUGGACGUCCUCGUGGAAGCCCUGAAGCCCGUGGGGACCUUUAAGAAGAUCGGCAAGGUGUUCCGAAAGGAGGAAGACUCCACGGUGGGCAUGCUGCAGAUCGGGGAGGACGUGGACUACCUGCUCAUCCCCCGCGAAGUCAGGCUGGCCGGGGGCGUGUGGAGGGUCAUCUCCAAGCCGGCCACCAAGGACGUGGAAUUCCGGGAGCGGCUGAUCCAGUUUUUGGAGGAAGAGGGCCGCACCCUGGAGGACGUGGCGCGCAUCAUCGAGAAGAGCACCCCGCACCGGCACGAGCCCCCCAGAAAGCCCAAGGAGCCCCAAGCCAGGAGGAGAGUCCAGCAGGCGGUCACUCCGGUGCCUCGCCUGGUCGUCGGCACCUACGACAGCAGCAACGCUAGCGACAGCGAGUUCAGUGAUUUCGAGACCUCCAGAGUCCAGGGCUCGGAGGGCUCGGGCCGGGCCAGGAAGGCGCGCAGAAUGCCCGUCAGUUACUUGGGCAGCAAGUUCCUGGGGAGCAACCUGGACAGGGAGGACGAUGACGAGGACCUGGUCCAGGCCUUCCUCCAGCACCAGGAGAAGCAGCCCAGAGCGCCGCCUGCCGGCCGCGGCGUCCACCUACCGGUGCCGGGGUUUGAGGACAGCCCCGGGCCCCAGCUGUCCAAAGGGGACAGGCGCCAAGAGUAUGCCAGCCGGGCACCCUGGGGGAAGCUGAAGCAGAGGUUGACGGGGAGUUGGGCUCUGAGAUCAGGCCCCGAGAAGGUCGGGGCUCACCAGGCCUCCGUGUCCACGGAGAGAGAUGGGGCGUCCCUCAGCCAGGGGUCUGACUCAGCCAGUGGAGGAGAUGGGGGUGCGCCCCAGUGCUCCCCUAGGCGAUGGAGACCCAAGAUCACCUGGGCUUCCUUCAGGCGCCGCAGGAAAGAUGAGACAGCAUCCUUGGCUCGGGGGGCAGAGGCCGUUGCUGAGCAGAGAGAAGGGGCUAGAGAGCAGGCUCUCCAGGAAGCCGGGUCUUCAGCUGGCCAGGGCAACACAGGGACAGCCCCAAGAGCCAGGCCCCAGAAACAGGUCAAGACAGUGAGGUUCCAGACCCCUGGACGCUUUCUGUGGUUUCGGAAAUGCAGGAGAGCCCUCUGGCACACUCCCCGGCUGCCAGCCCUGCCCAAGAGAGUCCCCAGGGCAGGGGAGGGCAGGAGCCUCAGAGUGCUGAGGGCAGAGGCCGGGGCAGAAGCUGGCCAGGGAGAGCGAGAAGACCAGCUGUGAACGGGGCCCUGCGGCCUCCCCAGGGAGGCAGACAGCAGGGCGGGCAGUACCUCCCAUCUUCCUAGGGACCCUCUCUCCUACUUAUUUUUUCUCUUGUGCAUUGAUUUCUUUUUUUCAAUUCUGACUCCUUUUUAGCAUCCCAAAGAAUGUCAAGAAAGGAACGGAGAUGCUGGGGUUCUGUCACCGCUCGUGCUUUUAAUUUUCUUAGACACAGCCCUCAGUGUUCAGCUUGGAAAGGGAGGGUACAGGCCGGGAGGGAGGGCUCUGUCUCGAAUCCCUUUGCCUGCACGCUUAGUAUCAAUGGCCUCCUUGAACCUGAGAGGAGGACUCAAGCCAACACGUGAAUAAAAACGUUUGC